Messenger RNA from Geodia barretti, 314 nucleotides. The record is from the annotation of a GenBank genome assembly. Lineage: Eukaryota; Metazoa; Porifera; Demospongiae; Tetractinellida; Geodiidae.
CAAACUCGCUAACUGUAGCACGCAUGGAGGUGAAACUUGGUGCGCAUGUGUAUUACAUCGUUUCCAUGACGACCACAACAACAAAUAGCCUCAGGCACUUUUCUUUAAAAUUACUUCUUCACUCCUCAAACUUGCUAACUAUAGCACGCAUGGAGGUGAAACUUGGUGCGCAUGUGUAUUACAUCGUUUCCAUGACGACCACAACAACAAAUAGCCUCAGGCACUUUUCUUUAUAAUUACUUCUUCACUCCUCAAACUUGCUAACGGCAGCACACAUGGAUGGUAUGCAUUUCAUUUCCAUGACGACAACAGGC